CCAUUAAGUUUCUUUUGAAACGCAGAGCGGUGAAAUGCUUCAGUGCUCAGUUUGAUUGCAUGCAGGUGCCUUUGGAAGUGGCCCUGAUGACCUUGGUGUCCCAGCCUGAGCAAUGCCCUAACAUCGUGCAACUGCUCGACUGGUUUGACUUUGAGAAUCUAUACGUCUUGAUCCUGGAGCGCCCCAGCCCCUGCGCUGACCUCUAUGAGUUCAUGGAGGUGUUUGGAGGCCCUUUCGAAGAGAUGGACGCUAAAUCCAUCAUUCAGCAGCUGGUCCAUGCUCUCAUCAGAUGCAGGGACAAAGGCGUCUUCCACAGGGACAUCAAGACCAAAAAUGUCCUAAUCAACAUCGCUGAUUAUUCAAUCAAAUUGAUUGAUUUUGGCUGUGGCGACUUGAUGCGAGACACCUAUACCAGCUUUGCCGGUACCAGAAGCUACACACCACCAGAGUGGCACCUGCAUAAAUGCUACGAGGCCUCCCCAAGCACAACAUGGAGUCUUGGAAUUCUGUUGUUUGAGCUGGUGUGUGGUUUCAGGCCCUUCAAGACCCCAUUGGAUAUCACGCGCAACCAGCCCAAAUUUGUUGAGGGUUUAUCCGAAGAAUGUAAGAACCUCAUCAGCUGGUGCUUGAGGAAGGAGGCAGAGGAAAGACCCACUUUGGAGGCUAUCUUGACACAUGAGUGGAUGACAGCUAAUCUGUCAUAAAUGGUCACAGGGAGAAGCAGACAGGGGAGAUAAGGGACAACGUCAUCAGCUGCCUCUUCCAUCAUCAACAGACCAAAAGAAAAGCAUCUGAGUACACCAAGUCUCACCUGGGUGGAGCACCACAUUAUUUGGCAACACCCAAUAAGAGUAGCCUACAUUACUCUCACUGGCAACACCACCACACAGAAGGGCACCUGUGACUCGCCUCCUCACAGUGUGUCAGUCUUGGCCAUAAGAUUUUGACUGAAUGUGAAAGAUCAGAGCAUGUACUCUCUCCACCAGUUACCAUCUUGCUGAUGCUCUCCCCUGCUUCCCCACUACUGGCACUUCCAUUGGAAAGCGACCCC
This is a messenger RNA of Engraulis encrasicolus (European anchovy), 1051 nucleotides long. RefSeq names its product serine/threonine-protein kinase pim-1-like. Gene Ontology annotation, molecular function: protein serine/threonine kinase activity; ATP binding. Lineage: Eukaryota; Metazoa; Chordata; Actinopteri; Clupeiformes; Engraulidae. The record is from RefSeq and is a predicted model, not a curated record. Gene Ontology annotation, cellular component: cytoplasm. Gene Ontology annotation, biological process: protein autophosphorylation; regulation of mitotic cell cycle; negative regulation of apoptotic process. The transcript is spliced from 5 exons. The coding region runs from base 60 to 704 and encodes 214 amino acids.